UUGCACAGCUACAUCCUUUCCCUCUCUUUACAUAGGAAAUCUACACAAUCCAGAGAAAAAAAAACUUUAAAAGCACACAAAUGGAGGCUGAAGAAAAUGGCUCUGUCCAGAUCCCCUCAGACCACAGAGGCUAACCCUGGACCGCUGCCUGUCUGACCCACUUGGAUUCGGAGAGCGGGGUAGACCAGCUGACGAGGAAAGAUGAUGGAGAAGUUCGAGUCUGGUCCCUCCGCGCGUCGUGAAGACGCUCACAGUCCCGUCAAGACCGAGCCGGGGCGUAUCAGCGACUCCCCAACUAACGAAGGAGAAGCUAAACAGGUCUCGGCCCGAGCUCCUGACUCUACCCCCGGGGACGGCACUCCGACAAACAAGCAAGGCAUGUCUGAGCCCGUUUCCACGGAAACCCCCUUGAGCUCCUCGGGAAGCCUACCAUUGGAGAUGCCCGUCAUCAGUCUGGGUCACAGUAAGUUCCCCCAGAGGAUGGAGAGCCCCCAGGUUAACGGGGGGACCAGGAUGGUGCAGACCACAGAGUUGACGACUUUACACCCCAUCCCGACCCUCGUCCAGUGCUCCGACAGCAGGAUGGUGCAGCUCUCUAACCACCCGGUGGGCUCCCUGCCAAUUCCCGGCUCUCUCCUGGCCACCCAGUACCACCCUCACAGCCUCAUCAACAGUGCGUAUAUCGGAGCAGCCAGCACUUUCGGUAUGUUCCCGGCGAACAGGAUCAAGAGAAGACUUUCGAGCCAUUAUGAAAUGGAGGUGCAUGAUGGGCCUCCCCAGAAAGUGGUGCGCCGGAUGUUCACCAACAGCCGAGAGCGCUGGAGGCAGCAGAAUGUCAACGGGGCAUUCUCGGAUCUGCGCAAGCUGAUCCCCACCCACCCCCCAGACAAGAAGCUCAGCAAGAACGAGAUCCUGCGGCUGGCCAUGAAGUACAUCAACUUCCUGGUCAAGCUGCUCGGGGACCAGGCGGUGCAGGAGGACCCUGAGCUGGGACUACGGCCUCCCCUCAGGACAAACGGCCUGUGUGGCUCCCACAGCCCGGACGCUUCCCGCCGGGGCACAGCGACAGACGCAGCGCCUGCUCCCUCAUCCCGAACUCUCCCCCAAAAGCUGGGCCUGGUGGCGAUGCCCACCCUGGCCCUGAAGAGGCAACUGUCGUCCGUCACCACCGCCUCACCUUCAUCCAGUUGCUACGGCGACGGAGGGAGCCCAAACACAGAGGAGGAGGAGGAGGAGGAUCGGGAACAUUUGAUAAAGACAGAGCCGGAAACGCAGGAACCGACCCUGGCUUCCGUGUUGGCCACAGCUCAUCGGUGAUGAACGGAAAUGAACCGCGGAAAGAGAGAGAGAGAGAGAGAAAGGGAACAUCACGCCCAGACUGUGAUCCCCUCCGCCAUUCUCUCAUUCCUGCUCCGACUGGGGUCAGAGAGUUGAACGAUUAACGCCAAGUUGUGGAAACCGGAAGCUAGUUUGAACUCCCACCCUGACCUGGUGCCUCAGUUAGUUCGAAGCCCAUCUCUGUCAGUCCAGGGGUCGGUUCUCUUCUGAGUGAACAAGCCAUUGACAGUCAGGUGGGCCCCACAGACAGGGGGGGUGCCACAUGGAGAAUGUUACACGGCGGUUUGAUUCCAAGACAACGCUGCGUGUUUUGUUGACAAAGUGUCUUCUGUGAAGGUGAAACCAUUUAGCCAAAAAGCUGAAAUGUUCCAGUGUGUCAGGAAGUGGUGUGUUGCCCUGUCCAUUAACACAUAGAGGAUAUUAGGUCAUUGCAAGUGUGAUAUUGGAGGAUGAGCCACCAAUACGUGAUUGUGUGAGGAGUGUCAUUGGUGGAUAACCUCAUUUGACUCCCCUCUCCCUGCACUUUGAGUUUCAGGAGGUAAUGUCCCUACCUCUGAGUCAGUAGCACUGGAUAUGACCGACUUAAUAAUGCGGCCAAUCAGGUAUAAAAGUUCAGGUGUUUCCUAUUGACAGCAGUAGCGGGUGCUAAGGGUCGGCCAGAAACUGAAGUCUCGAACAUCACCAUCUUGUUUAUAUAAAACAAAUUGCCAAAGCAACAUUUUGAAUGAACUGGGAGCAUACCACCUCCACCUCAGCCCAUCAAUAUUGGGGGGGGAGGGGGAGGGAGGGAAGGAAUUCCUCCACCCACCAUGAGAAAUGAUCCCCUCCUUCUCUCUGAAUGUACCUAAGGUGCAGUGCACUGAGAAAAUUUAACCCCGGGCUCACUUGUUGCCUCCUACAGUCAGUUGAAAAUGUGU
Hemiscyllium ocellatum (epaulette shark) is the source of this 2255-nucleotide messenger RNA. RefSeq names its product protein lyl-1-like. Lineage: Eukaryota; Metazoa; Chordata; Chondrichthyes; Orectolobiformes; Hemiscylliidae. The coding region runs from base 202 to 1317 and encodes 371 amino acids. Gene Ontology annotation, molecular function: DNA-binding transcription factor activity, RNA polymerase II-specific; RNA polymerase II cis-regulatory region sequence-specific DNA binding; protein dimerization activity. Gene Ontology annotation, biological process: regulation of transcription by RNA polymerase II. The record is from RefSeq and is a predicted model, not a curated record. The transcript is spliced from 4 exons.